CCCGGACGGUCAGAGCCGCUUGACUGAUAGUGAUGGCCUUGGAGGCAGACAGCGACAGAGGUUCAUCAAGAAGCGCUCAUGAAAAAUAUCCCCGGGCUGCGUUGGAGCGCAACGGCUACGUGAAGACAUGUGUCACCCCGUUGUACCAGGACGCAGGGGGCCGGUCGUGGCUCAGACUCGCCGUGACAUGGACUUGCCGAGGAGUGUCGUCUGCGGUGUGCGUUGCCUCCGUCUCCGUUAUUCUCGCUCUGCUGCUCAGAUUGGUCGACUGGGAUGCAGGCAGCGGCAGCAGCGGAAAUAACAGCGGGUCCGACUCUCGUCUUCAUUUCGCUGCGGGCUGCGCAGUGGAGCUGCUUUUGACUGCGUCUUACUUGGUCUCCCCCGUUUUAACACUCGUAUGUGCCUUCUUCUGGAUCGGACUCUAUCUGAUUCGUUGCGGGGUGCUCAUCCGUACCGCGGUUUUCCUCUUAGCGGUGUGCCACUUGGGCGAAGCCGCGGCGCAGUCGUUCCUCCGCGGCGCAGAGGAGCAGCUGUUGUCCCUCCCCGCGACCCUGGUAGUCCUCGGCUGCCUGGGCGGCGGGGCUCUGCUGGUCGUCCGGCUGGGUCAGGGAGUGUCCAUCCUCGUCUUCAUUAGCGUCAUCAGGGCCGUGUCUCUCGUCUCUCUGAGCAGGGUCCGGGCCAGCUGGAGACCCUACCUGGCCUACCUGCUGGGGCUGCUGGGGGUUUUGCUUGCGAGGUAUGCUGACCGGCUCCUGCCGGCCUCAGGGACCAGCGGGACGGGGUGCUGUGGGUCUGUGACCGGGGCGAAGGAGGAGGACAUCCCUGUCUUCAAAAGGAGACGGAGGUCCAGCUCCAUAGCGGCCUCGGAAAUGAUGGCUCACAGUCAGAGCAACAGCAAGUCCCACCGCAGGACUUCGCUGCCUUGCAUUCCGCGGGACCAGAUUUUAUACCAGCCAGAGUGGGACUACAAGAGAGCUCUGAGCAGAUCUCAGUCUUCGGGCACCAGUGUGGUGGUGGACAUAGCGGUGAUGGGUGAAGCCCAUGGUUUGAUAUCAGAUCUGCUGGCGGACCCCUCGCUGCCCCCUAACACCUGCAGCUCUCUGAAGGCUGUGAGCAACCUCCUCAGCACCCAGAUCAGCCUUCAGCCGCUCCAUCGGCCUCGCAUCCCUGCAGACACGCAUACCUGUUCUGACUCCGAAGAGGGACCUGAGAAAGUGGACAGGCUUGCGAUUCCUAAGCGUCUAAGACGGAGCCUGCCUCCAGGAUUGCUGAGGAGAAUUUCAUCAACGUGGACCACCACCACCUCGGCUACUGGGCUGCCAACCAUUGAACCAGGCCCCGUACGCAGAGACCGCUCAGCCAGCAUCAAACACACCACAGAAAGUGAGUCAUGGAAUAGCUCAGUAAUGAUGACCAUCUCAAAGAGCCGCUCCAUGUCCGCUUCCUGUGCAGCCUCCAUCACCUCCAACCACCUCUACAGCAAACCACUGGGAAGACCAGGUUUCCCCCCCUCCAACGUAUCACCUCUGGGCUCCCCGUGCCCAUCUCCACCCAUCCAGGGCACUCCUGCCUCCAGCCCUACCAUCAAGACGUGUUCAGUGCAGCUUCCUGAGCCUGCCGGGCCCCUGACAGAGCGGACCACUGGCUCUGUGGCCCCCAAGAGCCACCACAGAGCCUUAACUCACAGCCAGAGCGCUCCAAGCUCCACCACCCCUCACUGGCGGCCUCCGUCGCUCUGCAGCAGCUGUGGCAGGCCGUUCAACAAUCGACUAAACCAUGGGGUAGAAUCUGUCGACAAAGGAGACAGAAUACCCCAUCCAGAUGAGCGUAUAGUAGCUUCUUCAGACUAUGACAGCACCUACGACAGCACCUAUGAGACCAACCACAGUGACAGCAGCGACUUUGCACAGAAUGAAGAGGAGGGAGAAGGAGGCAAGAAGCCACCUGAAGUAAAGGAGACUUGCAGGGAAUAUCCAGCAGAGGGCAUUGUACUUCAUCCUCUCCUGCCAUCACCAGAGGACAAACCAAUCGUAGCCCUGGAGCCUCUGAUGAUGCCGGGGCUGGAGCCUCUGAUGAGUCAACUCGACAGCUGGAACUUCCCUAUUUUCAGUCUCGUUGAAAAGACUCACGGCAAGACAGGCUGCAUCCUAAGCCAGGUUUCCUAUAGGCUCUUUGAGGACACAGGCUUAUUUGAGGCCUUUAGGAUUCCUGUACAGGAGUUCAUGAACUACUUUCAUGCUUUGGAGAACGGAUACAGGGACAUCCCAUACCACAACAGGAUCCAUGCCACUGAUGUGUUGCAUGCUGUUUGGUACCUCACCACUCAGCCUGUGCCAGGCCUGCCCACGCUGCUGACCGAGAACGGGAUACACACUGACUCUGAGAAUGGCAUUUCCCCAGGUACAACGGGGUUCCUGAUAUCCAAGUUGAACUCUGUGCAGGAGGAAGGCUAUGGUUCCUUAGCUGGCCUUAUCCCAGGCCUGGAGCUCAUGGCCCUGUAUGUAGCUGCUGCAAUGCAUGACUAUGACCAUCCAGGAAGAACCAAUGCCUUUCUAGUAGCUACCAGUGCACCACAGGCUCUUCUCUACAAUGACCGCUCAGUGUUGGAAAACCACCAUGCAGCAUCAGCCUGGAACCUCUUCAUGUCUCGACCCGAAUAUAACUUUCUGGUAAACCUUGAACAUGUGGAGUUCAAACGCUUCCGUUUCCUAGUCAUUGAAGCCAUCCUGGCCACUGACCUCAAAAAGCACUUUGACUUCCUUGCAGAAUUUAAUGCAAAGGUGGGUGAUGAAGGAGUGUCUGGUAUUGAUUGGACUAAUGAGAAUGAUCGAUUGCUGGUGUGCCAGAUGUGCAUCAAGCUGGCUGAUGUCAAUGGACCGCUCAAGUGUAAAGAGCUGCACCUGCAGUGGACAGAAGGCAUCGUCAACGAAUUCUAUGAACAAGGUGAUGAAGAAGCCAGCCUAGGCCUUCCCAUCAGCCCAUUCAUGGACCGGUCUGCUCCACAGCUCGCUAAACUUCAGGAGUCAUUCAUCACACACAUCGUGGGGCCUCUGUGCUCCUCCUACGACUCGGCUGCUCUUAUGCCAGGACAUUGGGUCGACCCCCCUGAAGGAGAGGCUGAGCCAGAGGAGAUGAAGGAAGAACCUGAUACAGAAGAAGAAGAAGUAGAGGAAGAAGAGGAAGAUGUAGCCGAAGAAGAUGCAUCAACGGGUUCUGACAAUUCUCAGCUACAAGAAACCAAAAAGAAGAGCCGGAGGAAAGUGUUUUGCCAGAUCACCCAGCAUCUUCUGGAGAACCAUGAAAUGUGGAAAAGAGUCAUUUCAGCUGAAGUCCAGGUGGAGGCUCAGCCAGAGGACUUGAACGGCAUCGGUAGCACCACUGAACCAAUCACAGCCAUUCACGAGGAAGAGGAGGAGCAAGCAAGCAAGGAGGAGGAGUCAGCUGACUGCCUUGAUGAAAGGGAAGAGGUGGCAGCUAUUGAGGAAGAGGAAAUCCUCCCUCAAUCCGAGACUUCAGGGGAAAAAGAGGAGGAGCCAGAGUGAUAUGAACUUUGACCUCCUCUUAAACCAGGCAUCUGAACGUUGUCUAAAAUGAUUCUUUCCUAACUAAACUCUUGAUAUGGUAGCCAGCACAUCACUUCGACACAACACUGUAGAAGAUGUUUUGGGUAAUAUGUGCCUAACAAAAACAGGGUUUGAGGACAGGGCCGAUGCAUGCCCAGUGCGUCUAACAAAGGGAGAGAGGUGAGAUGAGCAAAAGAUGAAGUGACUAGAACUAGCUGAAAAAGAAAGAGAAAGAACAUGAGCUGUAUUUGUUUUUACUGUAGUGUUAGUUUGGUCUGGAUCUGGUACCCUGCCCUCACCCAGGCUGCCCAUUCUACUGUAUGGGCCAACCGUGCUGAUUCCCACAUUCACCCCACCAGUGAUUAAUACACUGUCACACACCCAUCUUGUUUCUCCCAUGCUAUCAGCUCACUGUGGAGCCAUCCGUCUGGUCAAGGAUGUGCAACAAGCCCCCUCUCCUUGUAGACAAUGGGAUGAAAGCCAGGGAAAAAGUUGUGUUCACUGAGAUUCAGCUCUGUGGAUUUCAGCAGGAGAUGGGGAGGGGGGGUGUACAGAGAUGGUGUACAGACAUACACCCACACAAGCAUCGCACGCACCCACAGACACAAGCACUCACACAAUAUUACAAAUAGGAAAUUUAACAAAGAACCCUGUAGCUCUAAAAGCUUUAUUCUCACUCAAGGAAAAACAUACAACACAAUUGAUUGUUUGUCCUUAGUCACGUUUUCUUUUCUUCUUUCUUUUUUUUUUGAUAUGGAGUCAGUCCAACACACCUACAUGUUUCCAGGCCACAUAACUCAGGAAGAAACUGAUUGAAAUACAAGGAUUUGCAGUGUACAGGCCCUUUCACUUGCCACUGAUGAUGCUGUCUGGGAUGCUUUUGAUUUACUAGUAAUAAGGGAGUAGAAUUUAGUAACAUUAUAACAUAUAUUAUAUUUAUUUUUCCAGUUAUCUCUGUCUGUGUCCCAAAGUCUACUGACAUUGGUUGACUCAGAAGACACAUACUGUAACUAGGUAAUAAGGUGGUGCAUUUGUUGACUAAAUAUUACAUCUAUACAUUAUAACCCCCAGAUUUUCUGCUUACAUGUUACACUAAACAGUAGAGUACUGAGGGGAAUUAUUGCAUCUUUGCAAUAUACAGUAAUAGCCUGGUAUGUAGGCCAAAUCUUCAGAAAGGAAAGUAAUCCAGUAAGCUAUAGUGUUUCAGGCCAGAGCUGACUCAUAGCUCUAAAUCACCCUUGGGAUUUAUGUCAGUGAGACAUAAAAUUAUUGUGGCACCCUUUGCAAACCAGGACCCACACACCUGCAACAGAUCUUGAACUUUCAUUAUUUUGUUGCACAAAGCAAAUAUUUCACUAAAAUAUCCUGAGUCAUGAAAGCAGCUACAAAGCCUAAUACAGCAUAUAUCUAAAAUUUACAAGCAAUUAAUAAAAAGUAUUCAUUAUGAAUCUAUUAUUUGAGUGCAAGCUUUAUAAGUUAUUGUGUUUAAACUAAACCAAUGCAGUCAAAGUAUUUUAUAUAUGUAGCAGUAAAAUAUGUAAGAGUUAUUAGUAGUAGUGAGAGAUGUGAUUGUCACGGCAAAGUCUGAGUUCAUAAGUUUGCCAAAAGUGCAAUAUAGAAAGCUCAUGUUCCAGUGAAAUCAAAUCAUUGUCAGCCUGUACACAGUUUUAUUUCAAUAAGUAGUUCUUACGGUUGAUAGAGCCUAUGGCCUGACAGGUUAUGGUGUUGUUCACCUUUGAUGUCCUCAAAGAUUAAUAUUAGAGAUGGCAGAGAAAAGUGUGAAAUGGAAGAACAGCCUUUGUAAUGAGGCUUAGUCAUAACAGAGAAAGGCAAAGCCUUUCAGCUUGACCUGUAGCUGCUAAUGAAGGGUUAGAGGGGUCUCAGAUCCUUUCCACGUUUCUCAUUCCGCACAUUCCUCUGGAUGUAUCUCUCUGAAGAUGAGCCAGAUAGAUCGGAUUUAAUAUAAUGUGAUCUUCAUUUCCAAGUACAGAUAUAUUACAGGUAUGUAGACACCAAUGCAAUUAAACCGUACAGUAAAGUUGACAGCACUUUUUUUUUUACCUCCUUACACUUAAGCUGUUUAGAAAAUGUUCCUUCUGCAGUAGCAGUAGCUGGGGUAGAUAAAUAUUUAAUAGUGUUACUCCAGCUUUUUAGCAGGAAAACAGUCAGUGCAGAUUAAAGUAAGUCUCGUUCCUGGAACAAUGCAGGUACAAAAUCCAUCAGCAGCGGGGGUACAUGCAAAAUGACAAGAUGCCCAGUCCUAAAAUUUGGUAAAUCAUUGUUUUCCUCUUCUGAGGAUAAAGAACACAUUAUGCAACUAGUCCAUUACACUUAGACCACAGACGAGCCAAACAGAUUUGUUUGCAGACAUUGUCUAAGUUUAUAUUGGCUUUAGCUACACUACUGUGACCCAUUUUCUUUACUCAAUUAGCGUUUUUCUGUUAAUACUGUCUAAAUCCUCAAGUGUAUCCAUUGCACUGUUCUUAAAAUGCCAAUUGUGCAAAGGAGGGAUAAACUGUGCAACAUAAUGCCCUUGACUGCUUAUUCCCUGCACUUACAAAAGGGUGCAGUUGUUGAGCUUGUUUUUACUUCUAAAAAGAAAAAGACAGCCUGUGCUAACCGAAGCAUGAGCUUAUCUGUGUUCAAGUUCAAGUUGAGAGUUCUUAAUCGAUGUUUAAAGUCUGAUUUCUUUUUUUAUUAUUGUUUACUGAACUUAACUGAUACAUUCAUAGAAGAAAUGUCAAUUUGAAUUAAAUAAUAAUGAUAAUUAAUUGAAUUGGACAGAAAAAUCACCACAAAAUGAAAGAAUAAAAACUUGUUUUUAUAGAUAGUGUUGCUUAGAAAAUGAAAUAAAGGGAACCUGAGAUCUGACUCACGGAAAAAUGCAUCUGCAAAUGGCAGCAAUGCAUUUCCAGUAAAUGCAACAAGUUGCAAGUGGAUUUAUGAAUCCACUUAACUGGGACAAACAUCCUCCAGAGGCCUCUUGUUGCUUUGCCUUGUCAUGCGUGCACCUGUACCAGUAGACAUUCUGUAUUAUCACCAGCUGAUGAAUCACUGCUCUAUAUGGCUGUGGCUCAUCUGAGGCAAUGACUUGGGUCUUUGGGCAUUUUUAAUAUUACAGCAACUUAGAUCUCAAAGUUGUGCUCUCUAAAAUUAAGCAAGCUGCACAAACCUCCUGUACACAACAUGCAUUUAAGCACAUAUGUAUGAAUGAGCUUGAGCUUUGUGCACUGUAAAUACCCUACCUGCCAGUACUGAUGCCUCACAUGCAAUAUAAUAUACAUACUAAUGCAAUGGACAUUUGUCUCCUAAUUCACCCUUUUACAAGUCCAUUUCCCGCUAUUAUAUUUGGGAUUGUGUAUAGACUAUGAAUUGUGUGUGAUCAGAGGAAGCUGAAGCUCACUAGGGAGUCAGUCAUAACAGGCGCUUCCCUCCUCUGAUGUUCCCUUCUCGAUCCUGCCUCACUAACUGUGUACACUACACUACAGCAAUCAAAGAGACUUAAUCAAAGCUGUGAUAGACGUCGGGUUAGCUAUUUUUGUCACAAACAGUCUAUGGUCACAAACAAUACUAAACAUUUGAGUGUGUGUCUCGCAAAGCCAUGUGGGAUGAAUGAACUGGCCAACUCGCCUCUGGUCUCAGAUACAGAUAUUGGAAAAGAGAUGUUUGGCCUCCACAGUAUGAAGAUAAUGUCCUCUUUGUUUUUCUCAUUGUGACUACACAGGUCAGCGGUUUGUACCAGGCAAUCCCAUGGCCAUCAUAAUGCACGUCUUUACUUUCAAACUGUUUUAUUCAAUAUUAAACUGGGUCACAAUGUAACGGCAGUCCAUGGUCCAACUGCAGCUCAACCGUCUCUCAGUCAGUUUAACCUUGAACACAAUCGUAGCCAGUAUCUGUAGUUUCUAACAGGAAGAAGGGGAUUGCUGCACACUGGAUUACCUUGUGCAAACCAAAGAAGCUUUCUGAACCUUUUUUUGUGAUCUGCACAAAAUGAGCCCUCAAAGAAGCAUGUUUUCUUUUUGUGUCGAUGUUAUCCAGAAGCUGACCUUUGUAACAGUUCAUGUAUAGGGACAGGACAGAAGCUAAAGGGGACGCAUUGGCUUUCAUUUAACAAACCCGAGUUCACAGGUUCUGCCUGUGUCUGUUCUUUUUUCACUGCCAUCAUUAAGCAGCAGUAGCACUACAAUGGUACUGACCAAAUCUUCUGUUCUCAGACUGAAGCCCGUGUACUUUCUUUUGAUGGUUUGAACCAAAACAUUCCUUUUUGUAUUGUUUGUUGUUUCAGCCAUUACAAAAGGGGGCUAUGCUCCUGUGCCAUACCAUUUUCACAUGUAUGUACUGUGUGUAUACAUUGUUUGAAUGCUAUAUUCUUCAGCUUCCCUUGUUUGUCACGAAGGAAACCAAAACAAAUGUUUUCACCACCUUUAAAGCAAGACAAACAAGAGUGACAUGUUUUUACCUAAUAUAGCUAGCGCUUCAGAGACUCUGUUCUUUUCUUCUCUCCAGUAUCUUGCACUUAACACAUGUAGCAAUACCUACAGGAUGGGGAAAUCGUGUGAUUCACCAGUAUUUAAGUACAGUAACAUUUUAUUUCUAGUAUUGUUUGACUUUGUAUAAAAAUAUAUACUGUACAGAUUCAAAACUAUAACAUAAAAGUUUUAGAAAAAUAUUUAUUUUUACUGUUUUGUAAUUUAGACACAAUACUGUAGCUCCUCUAUUGCCAGACAUGCUGGAAGUGCCUCUUGAUAACGUACUACAAAGUAACUAUACAAUAUAUUGGGAUUAUUAGAACCUGUCACUAGCAGAACAGUGUUGAUGUUGUAAUGUGAAUAUUGUUGAAUAAUAAGAUUUAUAAAUGCUA
This is a messenger RNA of Sphaeramia orbicularis (orbiculate cardinalfish), 8424 nucleotides long. RefSeq names its product cGMP-inhibited 3',5'-cyclic phosphodiesterase A-like. Gene Ontology annotation, molecular function: 3',5'-cyclic-nucleotide phosphodiesterase activity. Lineage: Eukaryota; Metazoa; Chordata; Actinopteri; Kurtiformes; Apogonidae. Gene Ontology annotation, biological process: signal transduction. The transcript is spliced from 16 exons. Bases 33 to 3542 code for a protein of 1169 amino acids. The record is from RefSeq and is a predicted model, not a curated record.